AUGUGCAUUUUAUCAUCAGUACAUUGCCAUUUAUGUCAUUCAAAGUCUGUUCUAUGUCCUCAUCAUCAUCACGUGAUAUCCUGCUCGUGUGCCGGUGCCUGUAACAGCAACCCCUGCAGCUGUGGUGACGACUGUCGAUGCGGAGCUGGCUGUUCCUGUGCUCAGUGCCACUCCUGCCAGUGCAACAAUGACAGCUGCAAAUGUGGCAACCAGUGCUCGGGCAGUGGAGCCUGCAAGUGUGGCUCAUGUGGCUGCAAGUAA
Messenger RNA from Candidula unifasciata, 261 nucleotides. NCBI's taxonomy places the organism in Eukaryota, Metazoa, Mollusca, Gastropoda, Stylommatophora, Geomitridae. The record is from the annotation of a GenBank genome assembly.